AUGGGGGACUGGAACUUAUUGGGUGGCAUCCUAGAGGAAGUUCACUCCCACUCAACCAUAGUGGGGAAAAUCUGGCUGACCAUCCUCUUCAUCUUCCGAAUGCUGGUACUUCGUGUGGCUGCUGAGGAUGUCUGGGAUGAUGAACAGUCAGCAUUUGACUGCAACACCCGGCAGCCAGGUUGCAACAAUAUCUGUUAUGAUGAUGCAUUCCCUAUCUCUCUGAUCAGGUUCUGGGUUUUACAGAUCAUCUUUGUGUCUUCUCCUUCUUUGGUCUAUAUGGGCCAUGCACUUUAUAGGCUCAGGGCCUUUGAGAAAGAGAGACAAAGGAAAAAGUCACACCUUAGAGCCCAGAUGGAGAAUCCAGAGCUUGACUUGGAGGAGCAGCAAAGAAUAGAAAGGGAACUGAGGAGGUUAGAGGAGCAGAAGAGGAUCCAUAAAGUCCCUCUGAAAGGAUGUCUGCUGCGUACUUAUGUCUUACACAUCUUGACCAGAUCUGUGCUGGAAGUAGGAUUCAUGAUAGGCCAAUAUAUUCUCUAUGGGUUUCAAAUGCACCCCCUUUACAAAUGCACUCAACCUCCUUGCCCCAAUGCAGUGGAUUGCUUUGUAUCCAGGCCCACUGAGAAGACAAUUUUCAUGCUUUUUAUGCACAGCAUUGCAGCCAUUUCCUUGUUACUCAAUAUACUGGAAAUAUUUCAUCUGGGCAUCAGAAAAAUUAUGAGGACACUUUAUAAGAAAUCCAGCGGUGAGGGCAUUGAGGAUGAAACAGGCCCUCCAUUCCAUUUGAAGAAAUAUUCGGUGGCCCAGCAGUGUAUGAUUUGCUCUUCCUUGCCUGAAAGAAUCUCUCCACUUCAAGCUAACAAUCAACAGCAAGUCAUUCGAGUUAAUGUGCCAAAGUCUAAAACCAUGUGGCAAAUCCCACAGCCCAGGCAACUUGAAGUAGACCCUUCCAAUGGGAAAAAAGACUGGUCUGAGAAGGAUCAGCACAUCGGACAGCUCCAUGUUCACAGCCCAUGUCUCUGGGCUGGCAGUGCUGGAAAUCAGCACCUGGGACAGCAAUCAGACCAGUCUUCAUUUGGCCUGCAGAAUACAAUGUCUCAGUCCUGGCUAGGUACAACUACGGCUCCUAGAAACUGUCCAUCCUAUGCAAUAGGAACCUGGGAGCAGUCCCAGGACCCAGAAGCCUCAGGUGAGCCUCUCACAGAUCUUCAUAGUCACUGCAGAGACAGUGAAGGCAGCAUGAGAGAGAGUGGGGUCUGGAUAGAGAGAUCUCGCCCGGGCAGUCGCAAGGCCAGCUUUCUGUCCAGAUUGUUGUCUGAAAAGCGACAUCUGCACAGUGACUCAGGAAGUUCUGGUUCUCGGAAUAGCUCCUGCUUGGAUUUUCCUCACUGGGAAAACAGCCCCUCACCUCUGCCUUCAGUCACUGGGCACAGAACAUCAAUGGUAAGACAGACAGCCCUACCGAUCAUGGAACUGUCCCAAGAACUGUUCCAUUCUGGAUGCUUUCUUUCUCCUUCCUUCCUUCCUGGGGUGCGUAUGUAUGUUUCUAUUGACAGAGAGGCAGAUGGAGAGGGAGAUUAUUUAUGGAGAGAUAAAAUUAUUCAUUCAAUACAUUCAGUUAAAUUCAUUUCAUAAAAUAGAAA
Molecule: messenger RNA, 1640 nt
Organism: Piliocolobus tephrosceles (Ugandan red Colobus)
Lineage: Eukaryota; Metazoa; Chordata; Mammalia; Primates; Cercopithecidae
Gene: GJA10
Product: gap junction protein alpha 10
Exons: 1
Coding region: 1-1632 (543 amino acids)
Biological process (GO): cell-cell signaling
Cellular component (GO): connexin complex
Molecular function (GO): gap junction channel activity
Source: RefSeq, a predicted model, not a curated record